AUGAGCGCGCCACCGACGGUCAGCAUGGGCAUCCCGACGCAGGACCCCACCGGCACGGCCGCCAGCCUGGAGACUCUACCGCCGUGGAAUUACACCGCAGUGAGUGCCUAUAAGCUGAUGGAGCUGCCAGUGCUUGCAACCUCGGUGGCGAUGAUCCAGAACAUUCGACAUCCUUUUCCGACCGUUGACGUACCAGACCACGCGCACUACACCAUCGGUUCUGUCAUCCUAGCCGUGGGAAUUACGGGAAUGGUGGGGAACUUCCUGGUCAUGUAUGCCUUCUGCAAGAGUAGGAGCCUAAGAACGCCUGCCAACAUGUUCAUCAUUAAUUUGGCUGUCACCGACUUCCUGAUGUGUGUCACUCAGACGCCAGUCUUCUUCACCACCAGUAUGCACAAGAGAUGGAUCUUCGGAGAGAAAGCAUGUGAGUUGUAUGCGUUUUGUGGUGCCCUGUUUGGGAUCUGUUCCAUGAUAACGCUGAUGGUUAUUGCGGUGGAUCGUUACUUUGUGAUCACUCGUCCGCUGGCUUCUAUCGGAGUGAUGUCACGCAAACGAGCCUUCAUUAUUCUGGCUGCAGCCUGGGCCUACUCUAUGGGCUGGAGUCUACCCCCUUUCUUUGGGUGGAGUGCGUAUGUCCCUGAGGGUUUGUUGACCUCUUGUUCCUGGGACUACAUGACCUUCAGCCCAUCUGUACGAGCCUACACCAUGCUACUCUUCGUCUUCGUCUUCUUCAUACCCCUAUUCAUCAUCAUCUACUGCUAUUUCUUCAUCUUCCGUGCCAUUCGGGACACCAACAGAGCUGUGGGUAAAAUCAAUGGGGACGGUGGAGGUAAAGACUCGAUCAAGAAGUUUAACCGUAUGCAGAAUGAGUGGAAGAUGGCAAAGAUAGCUCUGAUCGUCAUCCUGCUCUACGUUAUCUCCUGGUCUCCGUACUCCUGUGUGGCUCUGACCGCGUUCGCUGGUUACGCUGACAUGCUCACUCCCUACAUGAAUUCUGUGCCUGCUGUGAUUGCCAAGGCCUCUGCCAUCCACAACCCUAUCAUCUACGCCAUCACACACCCCAAAUACAGGUCCGCCCUGGCUAAGUACAUCCCGUGUCUGGGUGUUCUGUUAUGUGUUCCACGCCGGGAUCGCUUUGCCAGCAGUAGCUUCAUGUCUACCCGCCGUUCUACCGUCACCAGCCAGUCGAGCGAGACCAGCACCAACCCGCAGCGCAGCGGCAAGGCCCGUCUGUCUUCAAUGUCGGACAGUGAAUCUGGAUGGACAGACACAGAGGCAGAUCUCUCCAGUACGAGUUCGCGCUGUGUCAGCCGACAGGUGUCCUGUGACAUCCGUAAGGACACUGUCGAUGUGUCCGACUUCAAGUCCUCUAAUUCUCUCAAAGUGAAGUUGAAGAACCGCGACUCAGGCAUUUUUGACAAAUCAUCCACUCAGAACCCAGUUGAGCCCAACCUGAACCGAACCUGUACCUACAUUAAUACCCUCGCAGACAAAGACGACAUCUGCCUAACAGAGGUCAGCAUAUCCAGUCAUCUGCACUCCAAGCCAUCCAUAGUCACAGAGCCAAAGGGAGCGUCCAGUCAGAUCCCUUCCAUCAUCGUCACUUCUGAGUCCAGUCCAGCUCUGGCGUUGACAAACAGGUCCAGUAACCUCACCGCCCGAACCUCCAAAGAGGCCUGCAGUGAUGCGGUAGAGUUGGGCUCGGUCACCCUGGAGCCCGUCGGUUCGGACCAUGUGGCCUCACCGCUGCCUUGCUCUCCCAUUGACGCUGCCAUCCCACAAGACGGCUUCUGA
This is a messenger RNA of Chanos chanos (milkfish), 1794 nucleotides long. RefSeq names its product opsin 4b (gene opn4b). The coding region runs from base 1 to 1794 and encodes 597 amino acids. The transcript is spliced from 11 exons. The record is from RefSeq and is a predicted model, not a curated record. Gene Ontology annotation, molecular function: G protein-coupled receptor activity. NCBI's taxonomy places the organism in Eukaryota, Metazoa, Chordata, Actinopteri, Gonorynchiformes, Chanidae. Gene Ontology annotation, cellular component: membrane. Gene Ontology annotation, biological process: visual perception; G protein-coupled receptor signaling pathway.